Messenger RNA from Rotaria socialis, 2058 nucleotides. NCBI's taxonomy places the organism in Eukaryota, Metazoa, Rotifera, Eurotatoria, Philodinida, Philodinidae. The record is from the annotation of a GenBank genome assembly.
AUGACGAGUUCGAACAAAGCUCGCCGUUAUUUACAACAUCAUAAGCAACACUGUACAGACGCACAUAACAAUCAUCAGUCAGCUGCUGAAUUAUUAAUUAUCGAUCCAACAUUGGCUGUCUCAUCAAUGCGAAAAUUUCGUGGUAAAAUUCAUCAACAACAGCAAUCGUCAACAACAGUUCCUAUACCACAAAUUUGUGUAGAUAAUGACGAUGAUGACAAUCAUGCUACUGCUGCUGCUGCUGAUGAUGAUGAUGAUGAUGGUAAUGAUAAUAAUAAGAACUCUAGUAAUGAUGAUAAUGGUCAUGUGGCUAUACUUGAUGAAUUUGAUGAAGUUCUAGAAAAUGAAUUAAAACGUUCAUCUGUUUUUCGUACAUCAUCAUUGAAACAUAAAGAUUCGAAUAAUCUAAUUGGAAUACCUAUUAGUCAACAGCGAAGUUUUUCAUUUGCACUUGGUUCAACGACAAAUUUACAUGGAAAAAAUCAUGAUCCUGAUGAUGACGACGGGUACGAACAUUAUAACCAUAAUGAAUCAGCAAAUAGGUCACCAUCUAAAUCUGCAAAACUUCCAUCGUCUAUUAAAGCAAGUUUGUCGAAAGAGACAUUCUCACGUUUACUUCAUUCUCUUGCAUUUCGCUCGGGGAAUCAUACAACCUCGAAAGUAACAACAGACUCUAAUGCACAACAACAACAGCAGCAACAGCGACCAUGUUUAGCUUGUCAAAAUCAUCCUAAUUUAGAUUUAAUUUCUAAAUAUAAAAAACGUCCAUCAAUAUUUGGCGUUCUCGUAUCGAAACUCAAUACGACAACAACAAAUGAAAAUAACUCUGAUCGUUGUCCUGUAUGUAAACGACGUUUAUCAAAAUCAACUUUCGAUAAUACGAUUACGAAUAAUACUGAUGAUGAUAAUCAUGAAACACCACCGUCAACACAAAAUUUUUCAUUGUCAUCAUUAGCAUCAACAAAAAUUCUCAACGAUCAUGGACAAAUACUGUCACGUACAAAAAGACGUCGAAGUCUACCGUCAUUAUUUCAAAGUCUUUUUGAUUUCGAUCAUCAUGAUCAUAAACGACGUAUAGAUAAUACACAAAUACAGCAUCGCCCAUCAUUUUCAUCAAUAUUGACACAUACUUUACUUGAUAGUAUUACUCGUGAGCAACAACAACAACAACAACAACAAUCACUUACUACUGUUAAACAAACAUCACCACUUUCAUUUUCAUCUGUUUCACUCGCGGAAUCUGAUGAUAGUAAAGAGAACAAUGAUGAUCAAUCAUAUAAACGACAAUUAACGAUUUCUGACGAGUCAACUCAACUAACCGAAAAGUUCCAGGUCCGUAUUGAUUCUGAUGGAUAUGAUGGAGAGAAAGAAGAAGGUGACCAUGAAAGCACUCUUGAUAGAGAAACUUCUACAGGCGAAUUAAAUGAUUUAAACAUUAUGGCUGCCAACGAUUCAACAAAUGAAAAUAAUAAUAAUCAAUUCUUUCUACAUCCACCUGAUUCUAUGAAUGAUUCAACAGCAUUGCUAAUUGAUAGUCGUCAUGCACUAGUGACAAAUUUACAAAUACGCAGAGAGAAGACACGAAGUUUAUUAGUUAAUGUAUUUCGAACUCGUCGAUCAAAUGUUGCUUUGGGAUCAAAUGAAACAAAUAUGGUUGGCAAACAAUUCAGUGUUUCAGUGAUUAAUUUAGCGACAUCAAUUGGCUCAAAUCGAAUUAAUGCUACUACACCAGUUAAUAAUGAAUCAACACUUUUAAAUCUUCUUGAUCAUCGAAAGCAUGCUUUAUCCGAGGAAACUUUACCAUCAACAGAUGGUUCCUACAUCUAUUUUACUAAUGUUAAUGGUCAGAAUUUUAAAGAACGAUUUAACUACUCGAAUGCGUCUGAAAAUACAACAUUAAGAGAAAUUUUGUUAAAAUUAUUUGAAAAGCAUCACCUGACUAUUGAAACAUAUAACAUUUGUUUACGAAGUGCACCUAGUUUACCAUUGCCCUUGGAUCAACCAGUCAAACAUCUUCCGCUAGAUGAUCUUGUAGUUACAGGUAUGCAGAAAGAAUAG